Microdochium trichocladiopsis is the source of this 1431-nucleotide messenger RNA. RefSeq lists its product as uncharacterized. NCBI's taxonomy places the organism in Eukaryota, Fungi, Ascomycota, Sordariomycetes, Xylariales, Microdochiaceae. The record is from RefSeq and is a predicted model, not a curated record. Gene Ontology annotation, molecular function: protein binding. The transcript has a single exon. Bases 53 to 1177 code for a protein of 374 amino acids.
CUUUUCUGUGCGACUUUCCUGUUGGGCAGCCGCACAUGACAACGCUUCAGGCAUGGCGCACAAGACAAGGACCGCGACAAAUGAAACGGAUCCCCGCCAAUGCCGCCUGCCUCGGCGAAUUCUCGACACCCUCGAGCUGCUUGAGCUCAUCCUGCUGCAGCUCGAUAUGCGCACCCUCCUCACCAGCGCGCAGCGCGUCAGCAAGAAAUGGCACGCUUCCAUACAGGGGUCUCCGGCUUUACAGAGACGCCUUUUCUUCAUGCCCGACAACAACACGAGGUUGCGGGCCCACAAUGACGACGACUACGAGACUCUACCCAUUCACAACCCGCUCCUGACGGAGCUCUUUCCGGCCUGGUUCAGCAAUGGAGACAAGACCAUUCCUCCCGUGAGUACCUGCGGGAGGCAGCCUUUCGCCAGGUCAGAGCAUUUCCCGGCCGUCAUGACGGCCGGCGCCUCGUGGCGCCGCAUGCUCGUCCAGCAGCGGCCUGCUAUCAGCCACAUCGGGGAGUGGCGCAAGGCCAGCAGCUGGCAGGGGGACGUGAGCGGCAUGUCAGAGCUAUAUGCGUGUCACUCCCCGCCGGCACCGCCUGGUGGACAAUGCGAAAGGGAAUCAAGAGAGGAAGAGGAUGACGACACAGGCGGUGCGUCCAUGAUCCAGCUCGUGCGGCAGCACCCAAAGAGCACCGCUAGCAGCAGCAGUAUUCGAGCUCGCGAGAUCGAUGGCUGGCUGCGCAUGGGCCCGCUGUAUGACAUUGUCAUGCGCCACGUCGCGAACAAGGCGCAACGUAUCGUGCUUUCCUGGACGGACAGGAGUAGCAGUGCCUUCUGUGGGAUCUCAGACGUCGACAUGCCACCGAACCAGGCCGCCGUUGCCGCUGCUGCUGCUGCCGCUGAGGGUGUCGCAGCGGACCAUUGGCAAGAACGGCAGCGCGUGAAGGACGAGUUCCAUAAUCAGAGAGUCCAGCUGGCAGCGCGUGCCGGGCUGGUGCUGGCGAUUACCAACUACUACGGCAGGUGCGGGACUGGAUCAUAUCGGACAGAGAUUCGCGAGUUCAUCGAGAAGUUUGUGCAUCCGGAUUGCCCGAGGGACUUUUGGGAACCGCCGCAUCCCGAGUUUGAACUGGUCCGCAAAUGGGAGGGCUCCGUAGAGGACUGGGAGGACGACGACCUGUAGAAGUGUAGCCGGGCCUGUAGGAAUAGGCACUCGUGUUACGCCAUAAUGAGAGACCAGAGGAAAGCAAACUCAUACCGGGUGGGCUUGGGGAUGUUGGUUGGCUAUUCGCGAUUGUGCCUUGCCACGUGUGACACAUGUUGGCUGGGCACAUGCCAAAGUCCAAUUCUUUUCUAGGCAUCACCCCACCAAGCCAAGGCCCUACUUUGUAUCCCUGAUGUCCACAUCGGCCUUCCUCACAAUUACCUGCAGCCUUC